AUGCUGGUAUCUGUCUCAAUUCGGUCUAGCCUCUAUUUAGCGUACUGCUUCGGCUCCAUCUUAACGAGCUCCCCCCGCGCGCACGUUCUUCGCAAAGCCACCUCUUCUCUCGCGACAGCAGGAUGGAGUUGACAAGCAAUCUCGACAUCGUUGGCGGUGCCAAGCUGCUUCUGGCCUCGCUGCUCCUAUAUGUUGUCUUCAAGGUCAUCCAGCGCCUGUUUUUCCACCCUUUGUCAAAGGUUCCGGGGCCAUGGUAUGCCGCUGUCUCCUCGCUUUACGAGUUUUGGUGGGACUGCCCUAAGGAUGGGCGAUACUGGAAGAAAAUUGAGGAGAUGCAUGGGAAAUACGGACCGAUCGUAAGAAUUAAUCCGUGGGAAGUGCACAUUAAUGACCCUCCUUUCAUGGACACGCUCUGGAGCAAUAGCAAAAUGGAGAAGGACCCGUUCUUCUACGGCGGUUUCGGCGUCGAUGCUGCCGCCGUCUCCACCGUAAGUGCAGAGAUGCACCGCCUUCGACGAGGAGCCAUGGCCCCAUUCUUCUCCAAGGCCAAUGUUGCGAAGCUAGAGCCCAGAGUCCUCGCGCGGGUUCAGCAACUCUGCGGUCGUAUCGAGGAGUUCGAAGCGGAAGACAAACCGAUCUGCGUUUCGGACGCUUAUCGCUGCUUGGCUACUGACAUCGUGACUGAUUAUGCCGUGCCUAAAACGAGAACUAUGCUCACGCACCCGAACUUCGCUUCUGUCUUUGUUCGUGUGGUGAGGGACACUGCCGGUGUAAUCAACUGGAAUCGCCAUAUCCGCAUUAUUUAUCCACUCCUAGUUCACAUGCCGCGAGGAGUAGUGGCUUGUUUAGAUCGCGACGGCGCGACUACGGCUAUGGUGGACAAUCAGAACGAUCUCUACUCCCAGGCCAAAGCAGUCGUGGAGAACGCGACGACUAAAGAAACACCAACAGUCAUCAACGCCGUCUUCGAUCACCCAUCCCUUCCGCCUUCGGAGAAGACGGUUAGUCGCAUCUUUGACGAGACUGUGACGGUUAUUGGCGCUGGAACGGAGACCCUUGGGAACACGCUUUCCAUCCUGACCUUCUACGUCAUCAGCAACCCACCCGUUUAUCAGACCAUGAAAGCCGAGCUGAAGAAAGCUGCUGCGGAGCACAAUGUAUCUCCUGACUCGUUGCUUGACUGCCACAUCGUGGAGUCUUUGCCCUACCUGCAGGCUGUCAUGAAAGAAUCCCUCCGCUACAGCUCCUCGGUCGUAGGCCGCCUGCCUCGUCGCAAUCCUACGGCAUCUAUGACAUACACGACGCCCACUGGAAAGACCUACGUACUCCCUCCCGGCACUGUGGCCAGCAUGUCCGUUCGCGAUAUCCACUUCAACGCCGACAUAUUCAAGGACCGGUACGAAUUCAAGCCUGAGCGCUGGUUAGUCGAGGAUCCGGCGGAGCUUGCUCGCUUGGACAAGCAUAUGGUCGCCUUUGGGAAGGGCGUUCGAGCUUGUCUUGGGCUGGAGCUUGCUAAGCAGGAGAUUUUGCUGGUAGCGGGUAAUCUCUUUUGGAAGUAUGAUUUCGAGUUGUACGAGACAAGCCUUUGGGAUGUCACGGUGGUGCACGAUUAUUUCUCGCCGUUUGGUCCGAGCCAGAGCAAGGGCGUUAGGGUGAAGGUUAAGAACUAGGUGAAAGGUACGGAUUCUACGUCAUCUAAUGUUAUUAGUCCCUAUUGUUGCUCCGCCGCACCGUAAUGAAGCGCGGCGAAACCCUUUUCACUGCGAGGCCCAUUUUUAAAAUCUCCAAGUCCCACUACCCGCAAAUUUCUACCCCAUCUCAACCGUGCC
This is a messenger RNA of Trematosphaeria pertusa, 1829 nucleotides long. Its product is annotated as putative cytochrome P450. Lineage: Eukaryota; Fungi; Ascomycota; Dothideomycetes; Pleosporales; Trematosphaeriaceae. The transcript is spliced from 3 exons. Gene Ontology annotation, molecular function: oxidoreductase activity, acting on paired donors, with incorporation or reduction of molecular oxygen; monooxygenase activity; iron ion binding. The record is from RefSeq and is a predicted model, not a curated record. The coding region runs from base 123 to 1670 and encodes 515 amino acids.